UCGUCUGUCCCCUCACAGGCUGCAGAAAUAAACAAGCGCACCUCACUUUAGUCUCCCUCUCCGACUGACCAUCAGCAGCUGCUAAAGUCGCGGUCAGCCACAUUUGGUAUCCGAAAGUGAUUCGAAAUGACAAUGAAACUGGCUUACUGGGAUAUUCGUGGGCUCGCCCAGCCUGCCCGCCUGCUGCUGGAGUACACCGGCACCAAGUAUGAGGACAAGUUUUAUGUCUGUGGUGAAGCUCCAAACUAUGACAAGAGCUGCUGGUUUGAUGAAAAACCCAAACUUGGAAUGGACUUUCCCAAUCUGCCCUACUUGGAGGACGGAGACAGGAAGAUAGUGCAGAGCAAUGCUAUCAUGAGAUACAUUGCUCGUAAACACAAUUUGUGUGGAGAGACGGAGGAUGAGAAGGUCCGUGUAGACAUCAUGGAGAACCAGGCGAUGGACUUCAGAAAUGGCUUUGUGAGGCUGUGCUACACUGACUUUGACAAUAUGAAGCCAGCGUACGUUAAGGCGCUGCCAGACGUACUAAAGCAGUUCUCAGAUUUCUUGGGAGACAGGAAGUGGUUUGCUGGUGACAAGAUCACUUUUGUGGACUUCAUUAUGUACGAGCUGUUGGAUCAACACAGGAUGUUUCAUCCUACAUGCCUGGAUGACUUCAAGAACCUCAAAGAUCUUUUAGACCGUUUUGAGGCUCUGGAAAAGAUUGCUGCCUACAUGAAGUCAAACAGAUUCAUGAAGACUCCUGUCAACAACAAGAUGGCCAAGUGGGGAAACAAGAAAGAGUAAAGGACAAUGUUCACAAGUGCAACUGACUCAAUAACUCAUAAAUUCAGGACAGAGAAAAGUCUCUGUACUAUCUUUUUAUAACCUGUUGACUAGUUGGUUGUGUUGGUUUCAUGUCCUUAAUCACGAUGCACUCAUGCCAGUUCUAAAAGCCUUAUUAGUUUAAAAAGAAAUCAAAGUUUGUUCUAAUAGUAUGAAGAUAAGUAGAAACUUUAAUUUGAGUUAAAGCACUUAAUUUUUGUUACAUCUUUUGACAGAUUAAAGUAAAUCUUGUACUGA
Siniperca chuatsi (mandarin fish) is the source of this 1062-nucleotide messenger RNA. RefSeq names its product glutathione S-transferase Mu 4-like. Gene Ontology annotation, molecular function: glutathione transferase activity. The transcript has 8 exons. Gene Ontology annotation, biological process: glutathione metabolic process. NCBI's taxonomy places the organism in Eukaryota, Metazoa, Chordata, Actinopteri, Centrarchiformes, Sinipercidae. The record is from RefSeq and is a predicted model, not a curated record. Bases 127 to 786 code for a protein of 219 amino acids.